AUCAACACGUCAACGCUGCCGCUGCUUCCUCUUCUUCAUCGCGCCGACUCGACUGUGUUUUUUAUUCUUCGCGAAUCAAAUAUCACUCGACAUUGUGAACUGAAUAAUUAAAAAUUAUUUGUUUUGCUGAAUUAAAGUCGAUUGGCAAUUGGAAAGUCGCGAAGGACUUCUAAAAGCGACGAACAAAACGGGACACUUUAUUUAUUUUAACCGACACAGACAAUGAAACUCCUGCUCGUUUUGAGCACCCUGCUGGCGGGGAUUGCCCUUUCCCAGGGGGCCGCAGUGAUGUCCGUGGAUUUGGGCACUGAGUGGAUGAAAGUGGGCGUCGUUUCGCCCGGAGUACCCAUGGAAAUCGCCCUAAAUCGUGAGUCCAAGCGCAAAACCCCUGCGAUUCUGGCAUUCCGCGACGGAACUCGAACCAUCGGCGAGGAUGCCCAGACGAUUGGAAUCAAGGAACCCAAUGCGGCAUAUGGAUAUCUUCUGGAUUUGCUGGGCAAGACCAUAGAUAAUCCCAUUGUUGAUUUGUAUAGGAAACGUUUUCCCUACUACAACAUUGUGGGCGAUCCUGAACGCAACACUGUGAUAUUCCGCAAAAGCGACACCGAGGAGUUUUCUGUGGAAGAACUUGUGGCUCAAAUGUUGGUCAAGGCCAAGCAGUUCGCCCAGGAAUCCACACAGCAGGCCAUCACCGAGUGCGUUUUAACCGUACCAGGUUAUUUUGGCCAAGCGGAGAGGGAAGCCCUGUUGUCGGCCGCCCAGUUGGCCAAUCUUAAGGUGCUUCAACUGAUCAACGACUAUGCGGCGGUGGCCCUUAACUAUGGUGUAUUCCAUCGCGCCGAGAUCAAUGAGACUGCGCAGUAUUUCCUCUUCUACGACAUGGGAGCCUAUAAAACCUCAGCUGCUGUGGUUAGCUAUCAAUUGGUGAAGGAUAAACAGACGCGGGAGAUCAAUCCUGUCGUGCAGGUCCUUGGCGUUGGCUAUGAUCGCACUCUGGGUGGCCUGGAGAUACAGUUGAGACUGCGCGAUUAUUUGGCCGCCGAGUUUAAUGCCUUGAAGAAGACUAAAACGGAUGUGACCACCAGUCCCCGAGCUCUCGCCAAACUGUUCAAGGAAGCGGGUCGCCUGAAGAACGUCCUGUCGGCCAAUACGGAACACUAUGCCCAAAUCGAGAACCUUCUGGAAGAUAUUGACUUUAAGUUGGCCGUUUCGCGUGAGAAACUGGAAGAGAUAUGCGAGGAUCUGUGGCCCAGAGCCACUAAACCAUUGGAACAAGCUUUGGCCUCCUCGCAUCUCAGUUUAGAUGUGAUAAACCAGGUGAUACUGUUUGGCGGCGGCACCCGAGUUCCCCGCGUACAGGAGACCAUUAAGGCUCUCAUCAAACAGGAACUUGGUAAGAAUCUGAAUGCCGAUGAGUCCGCCACCAUGGGAGCGGUUUACAAGGCAGCUGAUCUAUCCGCUGGCUUUAAAGUGAAGAAGUUUGUGGUCAAGGAUGCCACUCUAUUCCCCUUGCAAGUGUCAUUUGAGCGCGAUCCUGGCGAGGGAGCUGCUGUGAAGCAGGUGAAACGUGUCCUGUUCGCCCUUAUGAAUCCUUAUCCCCAGAAGAAGGUGAUCACCUUUAACAAGCACACCGAUGACUUUGAGUUCUAUGUGAACUAUGCUGAGUUGGAUCGUUAUAGCAAGGAGGAGAUUGCUGCCCUGGGCAGCUUGAAUGUGACCAAGGUGCAGCUGAAACAGGUGAAAGAACUGCUUGAGAAAUCGAAGAAGGAACUGGUGGACAAUAAGGGCAUAAAGGCCUACUUCUAUCUGGAUGACUCCGGUAUUUUCCGCUGCACGGGCGUGGAGUACGUGUACGAUAAGCAAAAGCCCGAGGAAGAUGCAGAUGAUGACAGCACUUUGUCCAAAUUGGGAAGUACUUUGAGCAAGUUGUUUACCAAGGAGGGUGAGGACAAGAAGGAGGAUUCAGAGCAGGGCGAAGAGUCGGCCAAUGGUGCUGAAGAACCAAGCAAAACUGAGGAGAGCGAUAAGCUUAAGGAGGAGGAAGCCAACAGCAAGGAGCAAAAGUCUGAGGAAGCCAACAAACAAGAGGCUGAGGCCAAAAACGACACCAUUAAGCUUGUCACGGUUAAAUCUCCCGUGACCUAUGAAUCGCAAACGCAGUUUACCAUUCCGUUAGCCGGUUCCGCUUAUGAUAACUCCGUUGCCAAAUUGGCAUCCAUCAACAAAGCAGAGGAGCAACGUGUCCGACUGGAAUCCGCCUUUAAUGCCCUCGAAGCGCACAUCAUCGAAGUGCAGCAGAAAUUGGAUGAGGAAUCGUUCGCCAAGUGUGCCACUGCUGAGGAGAAGGAGAAACUCCUUGCCGAAUGCAGCGCUUUGGGCGAAUGGCUGUACGAGGAUCUCGAGGACCCCAAGGCAGAGAUCUACGAGGAGAAGCUGGCGCAGCUAAAGAAGCUGUCCAAUGUCUUUUUGGCCCGUCACUGGGAGCACGAGGAGCGGCCAGAGGCUAUUAAAGCGCUCAAGGGUAUGAUCGAUGGCGCCGAGAAGUUCCUGGUCACUGGUCGCAAUCUUACCAAAGACACCAAUCCCGAAAAGGAUGUUUUCACCCAGGUGGAAAUCGAUACGUUGGCCAAGGUGAUUACCGAAACAAAUGCCUGGCUAAAAACAGAGAGUGCAGCCCAGAAAAAACUGGCAAAGAACGCUGAUAUCCGACUGACCGUUAAGGAUAUUACGGACAAAAUGAGCCUGUUGGAUCGUGAGGUCAAGUAUUUGGUUAACAAGAUCAAGAUCUGGAAGCCCAAGGUGAAGCCAGCUGCUGAAAAGAAGAAGGAGGCGGAGGAGGUAGUUAGUUCGGGCAGUGGCGAUGGCACCAAAACGGAAGAGCAAGCCGAAGAGCAGCAGGAGCAACCCGAAAAGGAGGAACAGCAGGAGCCUGUGGAGGAGAUCACUCCAACGCCCACGGAGGAAACGGAAGCCAAGACACCGCACAGUGAGCUCUAAGGAACCGCGAUUAGCAUAACCAGAAGCAUCCGGAGCAGCAGGAAGCCAAGUGCCUGUCUAAGGAUUUGAAAAAGAUUCAAAUCCGGGGAAUAACGGGGGGAAAAAGACGGCAAUUGGUUACGAAACGGGGCGUCUUAAUUUCUAUGUUUUUUUUAGCUAAAGUCGGGGUUAAAUUAUGCUACUUCUAAUCUAAACAAAAGAAAAGCAAACACAAAAACCACACACAAAGUAAUGUAAACCGUAACUAAACUAAAUGUGAAAACCAUUUUCCAUUUCCAUACCAUUCCGCAUAGGAAAUACAAGACUUGAAGAAGUACUCACACGAUCCUCCUCUAUGUAACCACUAUAUCUAUCGAUCUAUUGUAGCGAAAGUAGCGAAACGAAUUGGGUGGGGAGUGAAGAGUAAAGAUCGUAAUAAAUUGAAAUCUUAAAGAUCUAAAGAGGCGAAUAAAGUUUGUACUGUAUUAUAA
Molecule: messenger RNA, 3467 nt
Organism: Drosophila ficusphila
Lineage: Eukaryota; Metazoa; Arthropoda; Insecta; Diptera; Drosophilidae
Gene: Grp170
Product: hypoxia up-regulated protein 1
Exons: 3
Coding region: 223-2997 (924 amino acids)
Biological process (GO): negative regulation of hypoxia-induced intrinsic apoptotic signaling pathway; endoplasmic reticulum unfolded protein response; cellular response to hypoxia
Cellular component (GO): endoplasmic reticulum chaperone complex
Molecular function (GO): ATP binding; ATP-dependent protein folding chaperone
Source: RefSeq, a predicted model, not a curated record